CGUAAACGUAGGUGCACUGGUUUCCGGUUGACUGCAGCAUGGCGCCAGGAGGAAGCAUAAACAGACCAAAGACUGAGUUGAAGAAAAAGCUCUUCAAAAGACGUAGGGUUUUAAGUCGACAGAAAAGAGAAAAAAACCGCAUCACAUGGGCUGUGAUUGACAGUGACAUCGUUACAAAACACCAUUCGAAAAAGAGAUGCUCCAGCUCUAGAGCCAACAACACCCUUUCCGGAAAGAAAAGGAGGAAACUGUUGAAGCAGUUGGGAUAUAUGGAGAGAGAUCGAGCUGGCAUGGAAGUGGAGAAAGAGUCACAGAAAAAAACUGCUCCUGCUCCUGUUGCAAAGAAAACAGCAAAAACACAAUCCAAGAAAGCCAAAGAAACAGCCUCGUCUGUGGAUGAAGAAGUGAUGGAUGUUGAAUAGACUUGCCUGUUUUAAGGGAUUGGUUUUUGUAUGGACAUCCCGGUUUAUAUUGUUGGUGUGGCAGCUGCAGCUUACAUCAUGUAGUUAGAAAUGAAACAAUGUUUUAAAAAUGAUCAAGAAAACAUUCUUUAUUGUAUGUACACUGUAUCUGUUGACUCAAGGUUUACAGUACAUCUUUUCACACUAAUGCUCUUCGUUGGUUCUUAACUUGUUUGAAAAAUCAGCUUUGCCUGUUUUGCUCAAGGCCAGCCAUAAACUAUGAUCUGAAAGACCAGCAUGAGUGUUAAAUGUGCAUGCUACAGCUCCUCUGAAAUAAAAUAAAAGUUUUACACCGUGUUUAACACGUUCUUGUCUUUGAC
Triplophysa rosa is the source of this 781-nucleotide messenger RNA. It is a transcript of the gene lg24h11orf98, whose product is annotated as linkage group 24 C11orf98 homolog. Lineage: Eukaryota; Metazoa; Chordata; Actinopteri; Cypriniformes; Nemacheilidae. The transcript has 4 exons. The record is from RefSeq and is a predicted model, not a curated record. The coding region runs from base 39 to 422 and encodes 127 amino acids.